UGUCCCAUUGCUCCCUCCCACUGCCCCCCCGGCAGCCCGGCCUCCAUCCAGCCCCAGCGCUGCCUGCCGGCUUUCCCUAGCAAUGGGCCGGGCCGUGCCGUACGACACAGCCUGCUGGCUUCCUCCCGCGGCCUGCCCGGGCUGGCCGGCCUCCCGACAGCCUCCAGCUCCCUCCCGCCAUCCCGCGGCCUGCUCCCGCCGCCGCGCUCCUCCCGCCGCCGCGCUCCCUGAGGCAGCUCAUGGCCGGACCCAGCCCGGCGCGGCUGCAGGGCGAUGUGGCCGCCUUCAGCGCUGCCCUGCGCACCCUGGUCAACAACCCCCAGUUCAGCGAUGUGAUGUUCGUGGUGGGCCAGGAGCAGCAGAAGGUGUUCGCACACCGCUGUGUGCUGGCGUGCCGCUGUCAGGCCUUCCGUGGGAUGCUCAGCCAGGACUCCUCCAGCAGCGUCCCACCCCAGGGCCCCUUCGUCCUGGGCAACGUGCAGCCUGAGGUCUUCCUGGCUGUCAUUGAGUUCCUCUACACCAACAGUGUCACCCUCAACAGCCACAUAGCACUGGAGGUGCUGACCUCAUCGGUGGAGUAUGGCUUGCAGGACUUGUGCAAGCUCUGUGUCAAGUUCAUCAAGGACACCCUGAGUGUGGAACAGGUCUGCGAGGCCCUGCAGGCUGCAGUGACCUAUGGGCAGGUGGACCUCCAGCAGCACUGCUUGGACUUCAUCGAGGGCUGCACCGCGGCAGUGGUGAGGACACAGGGCUUCCGUGAGCUGUCUGACGUCGUGCUGGCGCGGGUGCUGCGCAGUGACCGCCUGGCCGUGGAUGAGCUGGACCUGGUGCAGGCUGUGCGGGAGUGGGCACACGUCAGCUCGGCUGUCCUGGAGCGUCCGGUGCCAGAGGUGGCUGCCCUGCCCGUGAGGGAGCUGCGUCUGCCCUUGCUGGCACCCAGUGAACUGGUGACACUGGAGAGCUGCAAUCAGCAGGACCUUCUUAUCCCGGUGGAGAACAUCGCGGCAGCCUGGCGUGCCCAUGCACUGAGGAGGGGCAGUGGGGUCCCGUCCCGCCUGUGCUGCCCCCGCCGGGGCACGCGGCCCCGCGACCACCACCGUCACCUCGAGCCACACGCCAAGUAGGUCUUGGGCAAGGAGUAUUGUCCAGCCCAACCCGGGACUCUGCAUCAGGGCAGGAUGUGGUGCUGGGCACUGAUGCUGCCGUGACCAAGAGCAUCGAUAAAGUUCUUUGUCCCAUGUCACAGCGUCGGGGCAAGGGCAGGAUGUCUGGGUCACUCCCAAAAGUGAUGCAGCAGAUGGGGGUAGGGUAGAGCUGAGCUAUGUGAUGGGUGCAAGGAUGCUGCAGGCCGCCCAGGCAGUGACCCAAGGGCGGGGAGACUGCAGAGAUCCCCCUUCCCCGGGGCCGUGCUGCCCUCCCCCGGCAGCAGGGCUGUGCUGCAGCAGCAAAGAGCAGCAGCACCUGGCCCAGGCAGGGCAUGGAACCCUCCAUGGCAGCAGCACAGGGACCCUGGGGCUUGAGGGGUGCAGGUAGGAGAGGACACAUGAGCAUCUUUGCACACACUGCUGCACCAACAAGCUCCCCAAGCCUGCCAGCAGGCCACACGCCCGUAGGACAGGCUGCCAGCCCCCCAUGCGCACACACAGUGUGCACCC
Molecule: messenger RNA, 1655 nt
Organism: Oenanthe melanoleuca
Lineage: Eukaryota; Metazoa; Chordata; Aves; Passeriformes; Muscicapidae
Gene: BTBD19
Product: BTB domain containing 19
Exons: 8
Coding region: 240-1124 (294 amino acids)
Molecular function (GO): protein binding
Source: RefSeq, a predicted model, not a curated record